UCAUGUGACAUGGGAUGAGUCAUAUAUGAUGCGCACUGAGGAGAAGAGCAUCUCAUUCCCUGCAAACUCUGCAAACUCAGAGAGCUCUCCCUCAGAGCUCGGGCUGCGGUGGAGCUGGAGAGCAUCUCAUCUGUUCGCACAGAGAGGAACACCUGCGCCAACUAUGUGAAGGUUUCCUUCAGAGCAUCUGUGACCAUGCUGUUCCCUGCCUCCAAGUCCGAUGUUAAAUCCGUUCUGGAUGGAGUGGCAGAAACCACCUUCAGAACCAUCACUUCUGGACUGCAGUACAUUGGUUCUAACGACGUCGGCUAUGAUGACCACAUCAAAAGCGCCAAAAGCGGAUACCCACUGCCGAAGCCGUUCGCAGCCUACCGCAGAAGCUCUUUCGCAGAUAAAGUGGGACCAAAUGAGGAACUCAUCGUAAAAGGUUUGCCCUUUUACCCCACGAACAGCUCUGACGUGUUUGGGAACUUCAGCCUCGGAGAUGAAGGGAGCAGUCUGCAGUGCGGGGAGAACUUUAUGGACAUGGAAUGCUUCAUGAUACUGACUCCUAGCCAACAGCUCGCCAUAGCAGUGUUGUCUCUCACGCUGGGGACUUUUACAGUAUUGGAGAACCUUGUGGUCCUGUGCGUGAUACUGCAGUCACGUACCCUGCGCUGCAGGCCAUCUUACCAUUUCAUUGGUAGCCUGGCCAUCGCAGACCUGCUUGGCAGCGUGAUCUUCGUCUACAGUUUCUUGGACUUUCACGUCUUUCACCGCAAAGACAGUCCGAACGUGUUUCUGUUCAAGUUAGGGGGUGUGACGGCCUCGUUCACCGCGUCUGUGGGAAGCCUGUUCCUCACCGCCAUCGAUCGAUACAUUUCUAUCCACCGUCCGCUGGCGUACAGGCGCAUUGUGACGCGCACCAAAGCCGUGAUCGCCUUCUGCAUGAUGUGGGCGAUCUCCAUUAUCAUCGCCGUGCUGCCGCUGCUGGGCUGGAACUGCAAGCAGCUCAACUCGGUCUGCUCUGACAUCUUUCCGCUCAUCGACGAGAACUACCUGAUGUUCUGGAUCGGCGUGACCAGCGUUCUGGUCAUCUUCAUUAUCUACGCUUACAUGUACAUCCUCUGGAAGGCCCACCACCACGCGGUGAGGAUGCUGCGGCGCACGUCUCAGAAGAGCCUGGUGGUCCACUCCUCCGACGGCACCAAGGUCCAGACCGCCAGGCCGGAUCAGGUUCGCAUGGACAUCCGCUUGGCCAAAACGCUGGUUCUGAUCCUGGCGGUGUUGGUGAUCUGCUGGGGGCCUCUGUUGGCGAUCAUGGUGUAUGAUCUGUUCUGGCGGAUGGAUGACAACAUUAAGACAGUGUUUGCGUUCUGUACUAUGCUCUGCCUGCUCAACUCCACCAUUAACCCAAUAAUCUACGCUCUCAGGAGUAAAGACCUCCGGAGGGCCUUCCUUGCCACCUGCCAGGGCUGCAGGAGCACCUCCAGCACGACCCUGCAGCUGGACAACAGCCUGGAGUCAGAUUGUCAGAGGAACCAGCACAUCACCGCCAAGCGUGCGGCCGAGAGCUGUGUGAAGACCACUGUGAAAAUAGCCAAAUUGACAAUGUCCGUCUCAGCGGAGACAUCGGCUGAAGCUGUUUGAUUGUACCGCGGGGUGUUGUUCGGCUGCACCUCGUCUUUAAAGAAUGUCUGUUUACUUGCCGGUCAUGGAAAGGUACAUGCAAGUAUCCAUGCAUAAAGUUCAAAACACAAAGCUGCUUAAGUUACCACUGGUUUGAUUAAGUGUUCACUAUGACGUUUCAUUGCUUAAGUGCCAAAUUUGAUUUUUUUUUUGUUUUCUCUCAGAAGAGGUUCCCACCCAGUAAAUGAAUUUGUUGGGGCUUUGUUGUUGUUGUUGUUUGCCCUUAUAUUUAAUUGUAACGUGUGG
This is a messenger RNA of Sinocyclocheilus rhinocerous, 1914 nucleotides long. Its product is annotated as cannabinoid receptor type 1A. The record is from RefSeq and is a predicted model, not a curated record. Gene Ontology annotation, cellular component: membrane. Lineage: Eukaryota; Metazoa; Chordata; Actinopteri; Cypriniformes; Cyprinidae. Gene Ontology annotation, biological process: G protein-coupled receptor signaling pathway. The transcript has 2 exons. Gene Ontology annotation, molecular function: cannabinoid receptor activity. The coding region runs from base 196 to 1629 and encodes 477 amino acids.